AUGCUGUUGGUGCAAGCGGAGAUACCAUUAAUUCAGUGGCUGGUCAUUGCGGGACAUCGGCAGAGUCCGAACAGACCGGUCACGUUUCAACGGCGGCAAGACAAGACCUUUGAAUUCGUACUCUUCCGUCCUAUUAUUUCUUCACAACCUGGCCUCAAAUAUUUCUAUCUCUCAUCGCUGCUGAUGAGUCGACAAACGACAAUCAAGCUACCGGCUUUGGAUCUAUCUGCGGCUCGCGCUCAUGUCCCAUUAAAGUCUCGCGCCCGCAGCGGCAGCAUCGUCAAAGUCGAAGAAGUCGGUGAACGUUCUGUCGACGAGGUGCUCGACAGAAGUGCAUAUGCUAAUAUCAACGCCGACUGGGUCAAUGCCAAAGGUGCAUGGCUCAUUCACGUAGUCCUCAUCAUCCUCGGCAAAAUUAUCGUCGACACGGUUCCAGGGAUGACUCAACAAAUAAGCUGGACAUUGGUGAACUUAAUGUAUCAAGCGCUAUCAUACCUUAUGUUCCACUGGGUAACUGGCAUACCAUUCGAGAACGAUCUUCAUGGAGGGGCCUACGAUGACCUAACGCUGUGGGAGCAAAUAGACGACGGUGCCCAAUACACACCAGCAAAGAAGUGGCUGUUCUGCGUUCCGGUUGCCUUAUUCCUGGCUUCAACACACUACACAAAUUACAACCCUUGGCUAUUUGCAAUCAAUCUCACUGCCCUUAUAUUCGUGCUAAUACCCAAACUCCCCCAACUGCAUCGCCAACGAGUGCGCUUCAUGACCGAUGGAGCAUCUGGCAUGGCCACACCUCUUACCCCAAGCUUCCCUAAUUCCGGUAGAUCAACGCCAACUUUAGACAAACCCGGGCCCGACCUCAUCACCGAAGCCCACUUUCGAUAG
Molecule: messenger RNA, 885 nt
Organism: Psilocybe cubensis
Lineage: Eukaryota; Fungi; Basidiomycota; Agaricomycetes; Agaricales; Agrocybaceae
Exons: 5
Coding region: 1-885 (294 amino acids)
Biological process (GO): ceramide metabolic process; negative regulation of ceramide biosynthetic process; intracellular sphingolipid homeostasis
Cellular component (GO): endoplasmic reticulum membrane
Source: RefSeq, a predicted model, not a curated record